Molecule: messenger RNA, 1230 nt
Organism: Penicillium waksmanii
Lineage: Eukaryota; Fungi; Ascomycota; Eurotiomycetes; Eurotiales; Aspergillaceae
Exons: 9
Coding region: 1-1230 (409 amino acids)
Biological process (GO): proteolysis
Molecular function (GO): serine-type exopeptidase activity; dipeptidyl-peptidase activity
Source: RefSeq, a predicted model, not a curated record
AUGCAUUCUCUUCUGUAUAUAGCGUCAUCCAUGCUCUACGCAUCCGCUGUACAUGGAGCUAUACCCCCGAAGCCCGUUCCACCUCCAUCCUCAGCGGAAUUGGUUGCUUUCACUGGUAAUUCCACAUUUCAGCAGCUAAUUGACCACGAGAACCCACACCUCGGAACGUUUUCUCAGCGUUACUGGUGGAACUCAGAAUGGUGGUCAGGGGAAGGUUCACCGGUUGUGCUUUUUACUCCCGGAGAGAGUGCAGCUGAUGGUUAUGGUGGUUACUUGACAAACAAAACCCUUACGGGUCGUCUUGCAAAGGAACUAAAAGGAGCAGUGUUAAUGAUCGAACUAGCAAUGCUCAAAAUGCGCCGUGGGUCCUCAGUGGGGGGGUCCUAUAGUGGUGCUCUAUCAGCCUGGACCGAGUCAACUUCCCCGGGCACUUUCUGGGCCUAUCAUGCAUCGAGUGCGCCUGUACAGGCUAUUUAUGACUUCUGGCAAUAUUUUACUCCUGUACAAGAAGGAAUGCCACAAAAUUGCAGCAAAGAUAUCACGAGAGUAAUUGAACAUGUCGACAAAAUCGGAAAAUCAGGGUCGAAGCAUCAAGUUCAGAAGCUGAAAGAUUUGUUUGGCCUUGGCGAUGUUGAGCACUUUGAUGAUUUUGCAAGUGCGCUCGAGAAUGGGCCCUGGCUAUGGCAAUCAAAUACUUUCUAUACCGGCUACUCGGAGUUUUAUCAAUUUUGUGACUAUGUUGAAAAUGUCCAGAAGGGAUCCAAACGCCUCCCAGGCCCUAACGGCGUUGGCCUGAACAAAGCCCUACAUGGCUAUGCCAAGUGGUUUAAGGAUAUUUACUCACCCGGAUCAUGUGCCAAAUAUGGCUAUUGGUCCGAUAAUAGUACUACGGCAUGCUACGACACCCACAAUGCGUCUAGUCCCAUCUUCACAGAUCGAUCCGUCGACAACACAAUCGAUAGGCAGUGGCAGUGGUUUCUUUGCAACGAGCCUCUUUUCUACUGGCAAGAUGCUGCGCCAUCUAGCAUUCCAUCUCUCGUCUCUCGUACGGUCAACGCGGAGUACUGGCAACGACAAUGUCCAUUAUUCUUCCCAGAGGUCAACGGCCAUACUUAUGGUAGCGCAAAUGGAAAAACAGCGGGGGAUGUUAAUUCAUGGACCAAUGGUUGGGAUUUGACCAAUACGACCCGACUCAUCUGGGCAAACGGGUACGUCUCCUCUAAUCCGUAA